GAUGGCAUUGAACCCAUGUGGGAGGAUGAGAGAAAUAAGCGGGGUGGCCGCUGGCUAAUCACCCUUUCCAAACAGCAACGCAGAGCCGACUUGGACCGCUUCUGGUUGGAGACACUUUUGUGCCUUGUGGGAGAAGCAUUCGAUGACCAUAGCGAUGAUGUGUGUGUUGCUGUCAUCAAUGUGCAAACAAAGGGAGACGAAAUAGCGAUAUGGACGACAGACCAUGAGAACAAAGAUGCUGUUGUACACAUAGGGCAUGUGUACAAGAAAAGAUUAGGUGUGCCACAAAAGGUCAUCAUUGAAUACCAGUCACAUGCGGACACGGCCACCAAAAGUGGUUCCACCACUAAGAAUAAGUUUGUUGUUUAAGGAGCCCUCAAAAGCACAGUGGGUCUCUCUCCGUU
Xyrauchen texanus (razorback sucker) is the source of this 404-nucleotide messenger RNA. Its product is annotated as eukaryotic translation initiation factor 4E-1A-like. The coding region runs from base 16 to 369 and encodes 117 amino acids. Gene Ontology annotation, molecular function: RNA 7-methylguanosine cap binding; translation initiation factor activity. NCBI's taxonomy places the organism in Eukaryota, Metazoa, Chordata, Actinopteri, Cypriniformes, Catostomidae. The record is from RefSeq and is a predicted model, not a curated record. The transcript is spliced from 3 exons. Gene Ontology annotation, biological process: translational initiation. Gene Ontology annotation, cellular component: eukaryotic translation initiation factor 4F complex.